Messenger RNA from Stylonychia lemnae, 1041 nucleotides. Lineage: Eukaryota; Ciliophora; Spirotrichea; Sporadotrichida; Oxytrichidae. The record is from the annotation of a GenBank genome assembly.
AUGGAAACAUAAGAUUUGCUCAUAGUCGCUAUCGAGAACCCACUCUUAGAUAUCUCAGUUGAACUUAGCAAUGAUGAGAUUCUGACCAAGUACGAGCUUUAACACGGACACGCUUGUCUUGCCAACGAGAAGCAAAUGCCAAUUUACGAAGAGAUUUGGAGAAUUGAAGGAGUUUAGAAGAUUCCAGGCGGAUCAUCCCUCAACUCUGUCAGAUCAGCUAACUACAUGCUCAAGAAUACUCAUCCAAACAAGUGCGCUUUCUUCGGCUCCAUCGGUAAUGAUGAGGUUGGAAAGGUCUUAGAAAAGGAAUUGGAAGAUACUGGUGUCCACGCCUACCUCCACAAGGAUUAAGACACUCCUACUGGUAGCUGCGCAGUUUUAGUCCACAAUAAGGAAAGAACUCUUUGCGCUAACCUUGCUGCUUGUCUUAAGUAUCCAACUACCCACUUGCAAUCAAACAUGCAGGUUCUUGAGAAAGCUGCCUUCCUCUACACUUCAGGUUUCUUCAUUACAAGUAACUUUGAGGCAUUACUUGAAUACGUUAAGUUUGCUGCUGACAACAACAAGCCACUAGGUUUCAACCUCUCAGCUACUUUCCUGAUUCAAUUCAAUACUGAGUAACUAAACACUGUCCUCGAGUAUGCUGACUACACUUUCUGUAACGAAGAUGAGGCCAAGGUCUACGCUGAAGUCAACAAGGUUGAAUAUGCUACCUUCAAGGAUGUUGCUGUUGCCAUCUCAAAGAGCAAGAAAGUUAACACCGCCAGACCAAGAGUCUCAAUUAUUACUCAAGGUAAAGAACCAGUCAUUGUUGCAGUUUCUAAGGAUGGGGAAGUAGAAGUCAAGGAGUACGAAGUGACAGUUCUUAAAGCAGAGCAAGUCAUCGACACUAACGGAGCAGGAGACUCAUUCGUGGGAGGAUUCCUUUCAUAGAUUGUUCAAGGUAAAGAUUUGGAGACUGCAGUUAAGGCAGGUAUUUGGCUAUCAAGCUAAGUCAUUCAAAGAUCUGGAUGUACUUUCCCAGAGGAAAAUACUUUCUGA